Molecule: messenger RNA, 3741 nt
Organism: Gopherus flavomarginatus (Mexican gopher tortoise)
Lineage: Eukaryota; Metazoa; Chordata; Testudines; Testudinidae
Gene: BORCS7
Product: BLOC-1 related complex subunit 7
Cellular component (GO): BORC complex
Source: RefSeq, a predicted model, not a curated record
AUGGGACCCCACGAGGGGUCACUAAGCAGGGCCAGGACCCUCACUGCAAGGCUCACUGCCCCUGCUGCAGGGCCCUGUGGACCCUGCUUCGCCUUCCCCUCUAAUCUGUCCUCCGGCGCUUGCCGUCGUGCGGCCUAGGGGGCGGGCUGUGGCAGCCCCAAGAUGGCGGCGGCUCCGGCGGGGAGCGCGGCCGAUGCCCAGGCGCGGUUCGGCCGCUCGGUGAAGGGGCUGUUGAUCGACAGGGUGACCGGCUGCGGCACGGACAUGAUCGCCCUCACCAAGCAGGUGCUGAAAGGCUCGCGGAGCUCCGAGCUCCUGGGUCAUGCUGCUAGAAACAUGGUGAUGCAAGAAGAUGCCAUCCUGCACUCGGAAGAUAGUCUUAGGAAGAUGGCUAUCAUAACCACUCAUCUCCAGUACCAACAAGAAGCUAUUCAGAAGAAUGUCGAGCAUUCAUCAAAUCUGCAGGACCAGCUGAGGCACCUUCUGAAAUGAAGCAGGAGAAGCGAAAUACCCAGCACACCUAGCGGGAGCUGAUGGGAUGACCUGUGUCAGUGGAGCUCCAGAGCCUCUUCCUGCUUCAGCAGUUACAUUGCAAGGCUAAGCUGUGCUGAAAGUCAGUUGUGAAAACGCAGUAUGUGUGUUACUGAACAUGCAGGGCUGUGGAUAGGCAUGGGACGGCUCUGUUACCUGCUUAUCACAAACUCUCCCUGUACCGAAGGCUAGAUCACUUGCUUGCGCUUAAUUUAAAGCAGACUUUACCAAAACCUUCCUGUGACUAAAACUUUUCAUGUCCAUUUUCUUUUCUGCGCAAUGUGCUAUUUGAAGAGCUGUUUCCCUCUCCCCAAGGCAUUGUGCCGGUUCAGCUAAUGAAUCAAAGGCAACGUGUGUUAUUUAUAUUCAGCCCAAUGCCAAACACAUGACUUAGGUUCCAUUCAAACCCAUAUGGCUUUCCUGGGCCCUCUGCUCUAGGGUGAAUUCCCCCCUUGUCUAUAAUUUCUGCUGAAUAUGGACCUGUUCUUCACAGAAUUAACUGGAGUAGGGACGGAGAUGCACUGCCCACAGCUUGAGUUGCAUGGUUCCAGCGUUCUUCAAACAAGUUUACAUUCCCCACCCCCAAAGUAGGGCCAGCAUUUCCACAUGGGAACCUACAUUCACAUUUUGACACGUAAACAAUCGUCCUCUUUCUUCGGAGAAGUGAGCCACCACCACUACCAGUUUGGUCAGUGCGCACAUCAUCUCUGAAAAUCAGUUGCUUAAAUAUGGCUAUAGGUACCUAAUUUGAGCCAGAAUUUUCAAACCCAGGUGUGUAGGUACAUGCAGCAUGUGAUGACUUGCCUGGUCCUUUGUCACCGGAGUGUCAUGAGUGUCAUUAGCACUGCGCUAUUCCUUUGUCACCUGCCCAAUAGGGUGUCUGUUUCAUGAAUGUCAUUAGUACUGUACUGUUCCUUAGUUUCUGGGUAUAUGUAAAGCAGGGGGUUGGAAUGUUAUAUCUCUUGCCAAUACAUCUGCUGUCUGUUUUGGCCUUGAACUGCAUUCCUUCUAUUUCAUUGCUGUUAUGGCUCUUGAUUAAGCAGCCUUGGAUUCAUUAUGUAACUGUGUACAGAAUCAGUAAACUAUUCAGAUAUACAGCUGUGAGGUACUAAUAGUGUGUUUAAAGGAUGCCAUCAAUGGACCUGCUUCCAUUAAAGUCAGUGGCAAAGCUCCCAUUGACUUUAAUUUGGGCCCAAGACAAAUAUGCUGUAUGGUGGUUGCUGGGUUUUUUGUAUGUUGCUUUCCCAUGUCACUAAUAGCCUCUCCACUUACUCAUAGAAGAAGCACUUUAUUCACUAAGUGUGCUUGUCAUCACUUUUUAAAAUUACAUGCAGCUUGAUCAGUGAGAUUAGAUGAAAUAUUUCUAUGUGAUGAUGUUUCUAUAGAGAGAGACAAGACCUACUUCUAGGGGGGAAUGAGACAAGCUUUCGAGCUAUGCAGACAGGGUGCUGGAACAAGGAGCUGAAAGCCAUUGAACCAAACUGUAAACCUUGUACAUCAUGGAAAUCACUUCAAGCCAGGGGAUACUGCAGCACCCCUGAUUCCAGCACCUGUGUAUGCAAAGCUUUCUUUUGGGUCUGUUUCAAAAGUCAGUUUCACUUGUGAGUCUCCUGCACAAUGCAGUGCAGUUAGGUUGGGCUUUCCACAUGGCAGAGGAAGGUUUAAAAAACACACGUGCUGUUUUGAUUGUUUUUCUUUUUAAUUCUGAGAUUUAUAUUCCUAUUUAGAUAUUUUUAAUCUCUUUUUUAAUACAAAGCCUAUAGUGAGGGUGUCAUUACAGUACAGUGCUGCAGAUAGCUGCUGAGGAGGACUAGUCCAGAGUAUGCUGUCAGAUCCAAUGGCCUGAAUAGGUUGACAGUUAGUGCUAUAUCUUGUAUUUUGCUUGCUCCUUCUGCACAUGGUGUGUUAGGUUAAUUGUUAAGAAAAGCCCAGAGAGGAAUUUAAAAAUAGCUGGUUUUUAUGCAGUGCUAAAUUCAGUUGCACCAGCAGGAACAUUCUGAUUUGUUCCAGAGCAUCACCUACAUCCAGCUGUCCCUUGGGUGAUAUUGAAUGAUGCACACUUGACCAAUGGAAACCAUUAUUAGAGCAAACUCAUUGGCUGAGCAGUGAUCCUGAGCAGGAUGCUCACCUAGCAACUACUGAGAGCAGAUUAACAUUUCCUUGGGCCUCCUUCAGCAUUCUGCUCUUAGAAUCAUAGACUAGCAGAGUUGGAAGGGACCUCAGGAGUCAUCUAGUCCAACCCCCUGCUCAGGGCAGGACCAAUCCGCAACUAAAUCAUCCCAGCCAGGGCUUAAAAACCUCUAAGGAAGGAGAUUCCACCACCUCCCUAGGUGACCCAUUCCAGUGCUUCACCGCCCUCCUAGUGAAAUAGUGUUUCCUAAUAUCCAACCUAAACCUCCCCCACUGCAACUUGAGACCAUUACUCCUUGUUCUGUCAUCUGCUACCACUGAGAACAGUCUAGAUCCAUCCUCUUUGGACCCCCCUUUCAGGUAGUUGAAAGCAGCUAUCAAAUCGCCCCUCAUUCUUCCCUUUUGCAGACUAAACAAUCCCAGUUCCCUCAGCCUCUCCUCAUAAGUCAUGUGUUUCAGCCCCCUAAUAAUUUUUGUUGCCCUCCGCUGGACUCUUUCCAAUUUUUCCACAUCCUUCUUGUAGUGUGGGGCCCAAAACUGGACACAGUACUCCAGAUGUGGCCUCACCAGUGCCACACCUGGUUAACUCCAGUGGCCUAACUGGGAGCUGUGCAUGCAUAUCUGAGAGCAGAAUUUAGGUCCAAGUGCCUAGAAGUGCUGACACCUGCUUUUUAAAACCAAAAAUUAUCUUGACUCAUACUAAAACUGCAACAGCUGCUGCCCUGAAAUUCCAGACCCUAGGCAGGCUAGUUAUUGAAUGUGGAGGGCAAGGACUUUCCUUCACCAAUUUCCCCUUGCAGUGUUUCUCCCCAUGCCAGGGAGCUCUGUGUGCUGAAUUUUUGUCUACUGCAUGUGACCUGUCUAUGACUUUUACAAAAAAUACCCAUGACUAAAACGUAACCUUAAUUAUGAGUCACGGUGCCAGGAGGGACCCCCCAAAAAAAUGGGGGAAGGGAAUGGGAAACUUGAAACUGAAGUCUUCCAGAAACUGAGGAACAGGCUUACUAUUUCAACUGCUGUUACGUCAUUGAGUAUGUGGUUAUUCUAUUAAAUGAACUUUUUGAUUAUUUUUACCCCCAA